UCUUAAUACACCGUUCAGCUUCGUCCUUGUUUGAUUCCAUCGCGACAGCGGAACUAGUCUGUUUACUCGCCAGUUGGUCGCCCUAUGAUGGCGUCACCGGGAAGGUAAAAUAAAGUUGGAACUUAAAUAACACGUCAUUGAAUUUCAACCUCCAUGGACAUGUGUACAUUCAGGGUCAGUGACUAAUUCAUUUUAACAUAGUUGGCUUCAAAUUGCGAUAUACCCAUUCUGUAUGUGUUUGGUGGUCUAAGCUAUUUGUCAAAUUGUAAAUACAGAAAUACAUGUUUUGUAACAAGUGGCUAAACAAUAUAUAUAUUUUUUAAAGCUAGCUUCAUUCAAGCUAACUGAUCAACGGAGGCGUCCAAGGAUCAAUAAUCCCAAUGUAUGUACAACAGCCAUUAAAACGUGUGUGUUCCUGUGUAUAGUUUAAUCAUAUAAUCCCCCAUUUGCCAUGCUUUUAAUACUAGCGGGUUUAAGGCCAGCAUUACUAAAACAUAAACUAGUAAAUGUUCUGGUGGGGGCAUGUCUAUGCUCGGGAGCCAAGGAUACCACCACCAACCCAGGGAAACCACCAAAAUUAUCAAAGAAGAAAUGGAGAAAGAAGUUCAGGAACAAGCCUGCAUCAAAUGAACACCUGCCCUGGGAGGAGAGACUGGCCGACGCUGUCACUCCUCUGUGGCGCCUGAGUUACUACGAUCAACUCCAGCUGAAACAGAAGCACCAGGAGAGGAUCCUACUACAGCUCUCAGAUCAGCUCUUAUGUGGAGAGUCGACCCAACAUAAGGCAUUGACACAAUGUCCUUCUCCACCCAGGAGUACCAAACUCAGCUUCCCUCUGCUGCCUAUCUUACCGUCACCUGUCAGGGACGGCUACCGCAACAAGUCUACCUUCUCAGUCAACCGUGGCGUGGAUGGCAACCCUAAGACGGUGGGGUUCUACGUGGGAACGGGAAAGGUGGGAAACAUUGUGUGUGUGAACGGGGACCACCUCCUCAACAUGCCCGAGAGACAUAAGCUGGUGGCCAGGUGCUACCAGGACUUUCUCCGCCUUUCAGCCCUGGAGCCCUGUCUGCUGUUCCACGACGGAGGCCACUGGAGGGAGGUGACAGUGAGGACCAACGCAGCAGGCCACACCAUGGCCAUCGUCUAUUUCCACCCACAGAGGCUCACCCCGGAGGAGAUAGAGGUCCAUAAGUCUUCCCUGGUGGAGUACUUCACCCAGGGGCCUGGUGCCAUCUGCCAACUAGACUCCCUGUACUUCCAGGAGAGCUCCAUGACCCGUUGCAGCCACGAGGAAUCCCCCUACCAGCUGCUGCAUGGCCAGCCACACAUACACGAGGAGAUUUUGGGGUUCAAGUUCCGCAUCUCGGCAGACGCCUUCUUCCAGGUGAACCAAGGGGCGGCGGAUUCGCUGUACCGCACAGUGAGAGAGAUGGGCCUCCCGAAUGGAGCUCGAGAGGAAGGAGGAGGGGGCACACUCUUGGAUGUGUGCUGUGGAACGGGGGCCAUCGGUAUCACCAUGUCCCCCAGAGCGGACCGGGUCAUCGGGAUAGAACUCAUCAAGCAGGCCGUGGAAGACGCCAGGCACAACGUAGCCCUCAACCAGAUCCAGAAUUGUGAGUUCCUCCCUGGGAAAGCCGAGGUUGUACUUCCUGGGCUCAUGGAGGUCCUGGGCUCCACCACCGACUCUGGAGGCCCCCUCACGGCUGUGGUGAACCCAGCCCGCGCUGGCCUGCAUUAUCGUGUGAUCCGGACUCUAAGGAAUCACUCAUCCAUCCGCAGGCUGCUCUAUAUCUCCUGCAAACCCGAAGGAGAGGCCAUGAGGAACUUCAGGGAGCUGUGUUGCAGUCCCGACCCACAUAGGAAGCUGACAGGCGAGGCUUUCAGGCCGACUGUGGCUGUGCCUGUGGAUAUGUUCCCUCACACGCCACACUGCGAACUGCUGCUGGUCUUUGAAAGAUAGUUAAUUACUAACACUACAACUUCCGUAUCAAGUUUUUCUAAUUCUUACACUUAGUGAAUGGUGUCCUCUGGAUUGUGUGAUGACUACAGAGAUAAAACAGUCAAAUCAGUGGAAACUCAAUUCCAAAAUCCUCUCAAAAAGGAAAGUGAUUAUUACAUUUUUAAAAAUGCUGAGAGCUUUUCAAUGUCAUGUAGAAUGUUGAAUGAAAGUUGUGUUAUUCAGAGACCGAUGCAAGUCUAAUGGGGGGGUUGUGUCCCUAAAUCCUGCAGCAGCAGUGAAGCAAAACAUUUCCUGCCUUUUGUGAAUGGAUCAAAAGUAGGAAAUGAGUGGAGAGCAGGGGAAGUGUGUUUGGGGUUGCUCUUCCUGUAUUCUGUGUUUGAAUGAGGCAUAUGUACAUGCUGUAUUUCCUGUUACUUCAUGUUACAUACCUGAACUGAGUAGGCAUAAAGUCUAUAUAUCUACACUA
Molecule: messenger RNA, 2429 nt
Organism: Oncorhynchus nerka (sockeye salmon)
Lineage: Eukaryota; Metazoa; Chordata; Actinopteri; Salmoniformes; Salmonidae
Gene: trmt2b
Product: tRNA methyltransferase 2 homolog B
Exons: 3
Coding region: 452-1963 (503 amino acids)
Biological process (GO): RNA processing
Molecular function (GO): tRNA (uracil(54)-C5)-methyltransferase activity, S-adenosyl methionine-dependent; RNA binding
Source: RefSeq, a predicted model, not a curated record